This is a messenger RNA of Drosophila willistoni, 1122 nucleotides long. RefSeq lists its product as uncharacterized. The transcript has 2 exons. Bases 1 to 1122 code for a protein of 373 amino acids. Gene Ontology annotation, molecular function: calcium ion binding; A2-type glycerophospholipase activity. NCBI's taxonomy places the organism in Eukaryota, Metazoa, Arthropoda, Insecta, Diptera, Drosophilidae. The record is from RefSeq and is a predicted model, not a curated record. Gene Ontology annotation, biological process: lipid catabolic process; arachidonate secretion; phospholipid metabolic process.
AUGUUGCAAAUAUUCAUACCGCUGCUGCUGCUGCUGCUCCUUCGCUCUUCGAUUGUUACGCCAAAUGUUACGGUUAUAGAAGACAUUCGCAAGGCCUUCAAGGGCAUCACCAACGACAGUGAGCUGGUGGAUCAUAUUAUACCGGAAAUGUAUGGUCCAUUUAUAAUGAGCAAUGCGAAUCCAACCUUUGUCUUCAGAAUGCCCAGCCAACUGCCAGAGGAUGAUGGCUUUGAGAUUUUAGCUAUGAAACGUUCCGAUUUUACGGAACCAAUAUUUCCAAAUGUAACAGAAAUUCCAUCGGUUGUGGAAUCUCCAGCACCUCCGUUGCCAGAGACGAAUGUAAAGACCAGUCUAGUGACUGCCCCACAAGGACAAUGGCAGCAAAUUGGUCUGGAAGGUUGGACGGGUGAACUAACACGACCACAACCUUGGCUCGAAGAGGGUCACAAGGAUAAACAUCAAUCGAUUGAAUGGCAAAAUACUUAUCCCCGUGAUCAGAUACUUUUGGAUUUGAAGAAUCAACAUUUCGAUGGACGUGUCACGGAUAUACGAGUUAUAAGCGCCAACAAUGGCCAGCAGGCCCAGUUGGAGGAUCUGAUGGAUGAGAAGAAUGUUUAUAUAGCCAGAGUGAAUGAUCCAUUUGGCUAUUCAAUGAAGUGGAAAUUCAAUAAUGCCAGCCUAGAAGAACGACAGCAGCAAAUGGAGGCUAGUAAGCGGGGUAAACGAGAUGUCACUCGUCUGUAUUCCAUGAUCAAAUGCUCGACAAGCUGUGAUCCAUUGAUCUUCAAAGGUUAUGGUUGCUAUUGUGGGUUUGGGGGCCAGGGCGUGCCAACUGAUGGCAUUGAUCGGUGUUGUCGGCUGCACGACAAGUGCUAUGGCCAGAGCAAUUGCAUCUCUUAUUUGGAAUACUUUGUGCCAUACGUGUGGAAAUGUUAUCGCGGCAAACCUCUCUGUGCCAUCGAUCAUGGCGAAUGGGGCGGACCGGAGUCCUGUGCGGCUCGUCUGUGUCAGUGCGAUCUGCAGCUAUCUCGUUGCUUGAGAAGAUUCUAUUGCCCGCGACGACGUGCUGUGUGCCAUUCCUCUAGAUCGCGACGCUUACAAAAUUUAAUAUUUUUCGAUUAG